This is a messenger RNA of Ostertagia ostertagi, 354 nucleotides long. Lineage: Eukaryota; Metazoa; Nematoda; Chromadorea; Rhabditida; Trichostrongylidae. The record is from the annotation of a GenBank genome assembly.
AUGUGCGAGCGGCGAGUGCACUCUAUUCGAGCUAAAUACCUUCGAGCAGUGAUGCGCCAGGACAUGACAUGGUUCGAUCAACAGCAAACUGGAGCGCUUACCAUGAAGAUGAGCAGCGGUAUGGAGCGAAUAAAGGAUGGUAUUGGAGACAAACUUGGACUGAUCCUCGGAGCCUUCGGAAGUUUUGUCGGUGGAAACUCACUCGGUUUCUAUCUCAGCUGGAGGAUGACAUUAGUCAUGCUCACCACGGUACCGCUACUACUAGGAGCCACACAAGUUUCUGGAAAGUUACUGUCGAGGGCAUCCAAAAUGGAGACUUACGCCUACUCAUCUGCGGCCGCUCUCGCCAAUGAA